Messenger RNA from Verticillium nonalfalfae, 558 nucleotides. RefSeq lists its product as uncharacterized. Gene Ontology annotation, cellular component: membrane. The transcript has a single exon. The record is from RefSeq and is a predicted model, not a curated record. Bases 1 to 558 code for a protein of 185 amino acids. NCBI's taxonomy places the organism in Eukaryota, Fungi, Ascomycota, Sordariomycetes, Glomerellales, Plectosphaerellaceae.
AUGCACGACGGGUACUGGCACAAAGGCGGCGCCGGCGGCCUGAUCGCCCGCACCAUCCUCCGUGCCUUGCAAUUCCUUCUCGCACUCAUCAUCGCCAUUCUUUACGGCAUCGAUACGCGAGACGAUUCAUCGACUCGCACCUCGCAGUGGAUCUUUGCCAUCGUGGCCGCAGUGCUCUCCAUGAUGACGGUGCUCCUGCAUCUCUUCAUCACGGUGACGCGCUACGGCUGGUGCGUCUGGGACUGGGUCAUUGCUGUUUUCUGGGCGGCCAUCACUGGUGUUUUCGGAACGCUCUAUCUUGAAGGGCAAUACAAAGAACAGGACGGGCUCCCGCCGGCGUCAGGCAGGAUGAAGGUGGCCGUCUGGCUCAAUCUCAUCAACAUGCUUCUGUGGAUCGCCACGGGGCUGUUGAGCACGAUCUGGUGCUGCGGGACACGCAAGAUGAGGAGAAGGAUAGAACAGGAUCAUGCGAAGCUGGAGCAGGGACAAGAGGGUGCUACUGAGGUGGAGCUGGGACGAAGGAGCACUGGCGGGCCUCCCAGUUAUCGGUCCGGGUGA